Molecule: messenger RNA, 3344 nt
Organism: Hemibagrus wyckioides
Lineage: Eukaryota; Metazoa; Chordata; Actinopteri; Siluriformes; Bagridae
Gene: plekha8
Product: pleckstrin homology domain containing, family A (phosphoinositide binding specific) member 8
Exons: 13
Coding region: 112-1758 (548 amino acids)
Biological process (GO): intermembrane lipid transfer; ceramide transport
Cellular component (GO): cytoplasm; membrane; cytosol
Molecular function (GO): ceramide 1-phosphate transfer activity; ceramide 1-phosphate binding
Source: RefSeq, a predicted model, not a curated record
CAGGCUAAAGACGCGGUGCGUAGAUGUCAAGAUACGGAAAAUUCGUAGUCAUGAAUCCUCAGUAUUUGUGAACAAGUGGACAAGUAAUGAAUUGUGAAAACUGGAGUCACCAUGGAGGGAGUGCUUUAUAAAUGGACCAAUUAUAUAAGUGGGUGGCAGCCACGCUGGUUUGUGUUAGCUGGAGGUACGCUUUCAUAUUAUGAUUCCCAGGAAGAUGCAUGGAAAGGAUGCAAGGGCAGCAUGAAGAUAUCCGUCUGUGAAAUACAAGUGCACCCAUCAGAUUUCACAAGAGUUGAUCUGACCAUACCAGGAGAACAAUACUUCUACCUCAGGGCCAUCAAUGCAGCAGAGAGACAGAAAUGGUUGGUAGCUUUAGGAACAGCCAAAGCCUGUCUGACGGACAACCGGACCAAGAAAGAGAAGGAAGUCCAGGAAAACACAGAGGCACUGAAAACCAAGAUGUCUGAACUGAGGAUAUACUGUGACCUCCUUCUUGAACAGGUGAACAAACUCAAGGAGAGUCCUUUGGGUGAGGGGGCAGCUGGCUCUGGAGAGACAGGGGACGAUUCAGGUAGUCUGGUGAAGUCCACAUGUGCCACAUUCCUGAAGACACUGGAGGAGUGCAUGCAGAUAGCCAGCCGCACAUUCAGUCCAGACCUGCAGAACCUCAGCCCACCAGAAACGCCACCUGUUGCUGCUAUUAAACCUCACAAGGUGAUCAAAUCUUCUAACCAAAAAAGCCACCCUUUGGAAGAAAAACAGAAACGCUCAGUAAAUAGCUCAUCUAUUGCAUUGCUACAUGAGAAUGUGAAGUUAGGACCAGAUGGAGAACCUCCUCCAUUUCUUCCAGGAAAAAUGCCAGAAUCUUCAACAGAGAACAGUCUAACAGAGGAGGAAUGUGAACACCAGCUGGAGGUCCAGAGUGCACCUCACCCUAAUCUUCAGGAUCCUGCCAAGAGUGAACUUCCCAUAGGGGAGGCAGGAGAAGACAUGCGUCCAGAUGUAACUUGCACAUUAGAGAAGCAACAGGAACAGCAACCCACCACCCUGGAAAGCCAAGAGGCUGACCCAGAUGUGCAUGAGCUUGAGUCAGAGGGUAAACUGGAAAAAGAAGAUCAGGUGGAAACAUUCUUCAGUAGUAUGAGCCACAGAUUUAGUGAUAUAAGACUGGAGGACGACAGUGGUAUCCCCACACGAGCCUUUUUGGACUCUUGCUAUGCUAUAGUGCCAGUAUUAGACAAGCUGGGACCAACAGUCUUCGCUCCAGUUAAAAUAGAUUUUGUGGGCAACAUUAAGAAAGUGCAGCAGAAGUUACUGUCAGACCCAGACAACUUCCCCACUCUGCAGAGUAUUGUGCUUCAUGAAGUGCAGAUGGAAGUGGCGCAGGUGCGAAACUCGGCCACCGAGGCUCUGCUGUGGCUCAAACGAGGAUUAAAAUUCCUCAAAGAGUUCCUCUCCGAGGUGGAUGCUGGAGAGCAGGACAUCCAUGCAGCUUUGAACAUUGCCUAUGGAAAGACAUUACGUCAGUAUCACGGAUGGGUGGUGCGUGGAGUUUUUGCUCUGGCACUGAGGGCAGCUCCUUCCUAUGGCGGCUUCAUGGCAGCGCUGGUAUGUCAUGAGGGAGAUGAGCUGAAGGAGGAUUUUAUGUCAGGAAUGCACCGUGACCUUGCCAUCUACCUGUCAGCCAUGGAGAAGCAGCUGGCCAUCCUGGAUGCUCUGUAUGAGGAGUACGGCCUGGAGUCAGACGAGGUGGUGUGAGAGCACUCGCAGAUAAUAUACAGAGCUCACUGUCUGGCUGCAGUGAGAGUACUGUCGUGUGUUAGAGCUUGAUAAAAGGGAUACAGAUACUUCUGAAGGCAGACUUGGUCUGUAUGGGAAAUCGAGCACUGACGGUGCAGCCACCUACAUGCUCAAUAACGGGCCAAACAUGUACAUUUUAAAACCUGUAAAGGUUUUUUCAGGGAACAAACAUUUUGUUGCUAGGUUGCAGGGUGGAUGCUAAGUGUUUUGUGGGACCAGGUGAAUGGAUUCUUUUAGAGUCAAACAUGCUUCUUUUAAAAAAACAUCUCACAAUGUAGCUUUUUAUGUAUUAACACACACACACACCUAUGGUAAGUAUGUAAAGCCGUCAGUAGGUAUGCAAAACACAGUAUUUGCAUCUGCGCACUGCUUGCACGAUUUUACUUCCACAUAUGCUUAUUUUUCCUCUUGGUAUUUCAGAUAUUCCUUUGCAGCCAGUUAGAAAUAUAUCCCAUGCCACAGGCAAGCACAAAGGAUAAAUAUCUGUCUGAUUUCGAGGAUAGUAACAAAAACCCGACGUCACUCGUGUUUAACAUGCAUGAACAAGGCAGACAAUUACUAGGCUGGGUAAUUGAACUGAAUAUCAUUUAUAGUGCCAGGGCAUAGACUAUAAUGCAUAGGACAAAAGGACCAGUAAAAUAAAAUGAAGAACAAAAAAAAAAAUCAUUUAAAAUAUUUUACAACAUUUUUGUAUUCAGCACAAUUCAUAUUUAUUAUUUAUAAAUGACAAAUUUGUACAUUUUUUCUAAUAAUUGUAUUUAUUUAAUUAUUUACAAAAGUAACAAUGGUAAGAAUAGCUUUUGUUUACUUGUUAAUGUAGCCGAAUGAACAACACUGAUCUGUGCAUGUUGUAUUGCAUGGGUUUUGUUAAUUUUUGUGUUAAACGAAUAGCAAUCAAAACUGAAAUAAUUUGUCAAACUUAUUGCGUGUCAUAAGUUACACUUGACGAGAGCUGCCGUUAUGGCUGUGCAAAGCCAAGUUAACACAGAAAUACACUAAUGAUCCAAAAUGCUUGAUGACUUUCACAUCACCGAGUAUUUUUUUUGUUUGUUUGCUUGUUUUUCUUUUUCUUUUCUUUUCUUUUUUUUUAGUAAUAAUUCACUUCCAAAAAAAAGGGAAAACUGCUCCAUCUUUUCCAGUCACAUUUUAAAUUCUCAGCUUUGUAUUACAGAUGUAAUACAUCUGUGUAUUCCAAAUAUUAGAUUUUUUUACUUUGUUAACCCUUGUUAAAUUUUUAGACAUUAAUUUUAGACACAUUUAUUACCUUGAAACGACGACAUGAUCUUCUCUAUGUCUACAUUGUUAAGGCACCUGUGCUAUUCUUAGAUGUUUAUUCACUGAUGGUAUUUUUUUUUUCUUGUACUAUGCACUUUUGUGCCUCUAAUCACAUACCAUCUCUUUCAUGUAAAACCUAUUCUGGCAUUAGGAGGCGGGGAGGCUGGCUGUGUAUAUACUUGAUAUGUAUAGGUAUAUGUAAAUAAAUGCAAAUAUCAAACCAAAAUUGUCUAAAGCUAAAGAAUGUGAUGCAGUGCAUCUGACUUUGC